UAGACUGUAUAAAAACAGGGGUGUACCUUAUUCAUGGAAGGUGUCUAGUGAGAAAGCGAAGGCGGGGUCUGUGUUCUGUGGAAGACAGCACUGAUCAACUGCAUUAGUCUACUUCACAUCACAACACAUGAGCAGGAACGCUUGAUGAUACACAGGGCUGGAUGAACUUAACUAUCCAUUUUAUUUUGAUUUUUUUUCUAUGUUUCUUUACACAUCUCAAACUUGUUUACCAUUUUGUCUUGAACAUAUACCAAUGAAAUCAGAUAAAAGGAUGCAUUUUAAUGUAGAGUGCAGAUCUCUGGCAUUAUGGCAGAUCAAAUGUUGGUGUUCUUUCACCUGCAAGAGAUGAAGAGAAAUUCAUUUGGAUAGAAAUAUUUCUAUAGGCUAUAGCGAAGGACACUGAGAAGCCAUCAGAAACAAUAAGCAGACAUGGAGACAUUUACGAUUCACGAUAUGCUCAUCAAUUCCACUGAUAUUUAUAAAAUAUUAUGUGGACUGGGAAUCGGGAAUUUGUCGGAGUGCAAAAAUGACAAUAACGCCACGUCCGAGCCAAAAGACAUGAACCAGACGGUGCGGAUCGUGCUGUAUGUGCUCAUCUUCCUCCUGAGCUUCGUAGGAAACAGCCUGAUCAUCACGGUGCUGCUGCGGAACCGGCGCAUGCGGACGGUAACGAACCUGUUCCUGCUGUCUCUGGCCGUCAGCGAUCUGAUGCUGUGCGUCUUCUGCAUGCCCUUCACUCUCAUCCCGAACCUCAUGAAGAACUUCAUCUUCGGCACCGGCAUGUGUAAAGUGGCCACGUACUUCAUGGGUAUCUCGGUGAGUGUCUCCACAUUCAACCUCGUGGCCAUCUCUCUGGAGCGCUACAGUGCCAUCUGCAACCCCUUUAAGUCCCGCACAUGGCAGACGAAGUCCCAUGCCGCAAAAGUCAUCACAGCCACUUGGGCCGUGUCUUUUCUGCUCAUGCUGCCUUAUCCGAUAGGCAGCACCCUGGUGCCUUUCAUACGCAGUAACAACAGCACAGGCAACAUGUGCCGCUUGGUUUGGCCCAGUGAUGUCAUGCAGGCCUGGUAUGUUUUUCUUUUGCUGAUACUCUUUCUGGUGCCUGGGAUCAUAAUGAUGACGGCUUAUGGCCUCACCUCACUCGAACUCUACAGGGGGAUCAAAUUUGAAAUGGCUAACAGGAAGUCAAACAAAGAGAAGGAAUACGGCACACCCAAUCUGAAAAAUGGUGACGGUGAUGGCUGUUACCUCCAACCCUCCAAGAGAAAGCGUCCCGAACCCGUGACGCCGGGCUUCACAAGCCCCAAAUCCAAACUGAGAAGGGUUUGCAGCAAUAGCCCCACAGCAAACCUCAUGGCCAAGAAACGGGUCAUCCGCAUGCUGCUGGUGAUCGUGGGGCUGUUCUUCCUUUGCUGGACGCCGAUCUUCGUGGUUAACGCCUGGCGAGCCUUUGACAGACGUUCAGCCGAUCGUCUCCUCUCAGGAGCGCCGAUAUCCUUCAUCCACCUGCUGUCCUACACCUCGGCCUGCGUCAACCCCAUCGUCUACUGUUUUAUGAACAAACGCUUCAGACAGGGCGUGCUGGCCACAUUCAGCUGCUGUAGGGAUGAUGUGGAUGAAGUGAGCAGGAGCAGCACCCGGCGUAGCGCCAGAGGAGCUGGAGGGCUGGGAACGCUGUUUGGUGGGAGCGGAAAGGCGGACGCUAACACGCAAAGCUCAGGAACGCUCACAAGGCUUACUGACACCAGUAUCCGUGGCUCAGCACAAGCAUAACUGAUGCUCAUUUAACCCUGACAUUUUCAGUAUAGGAACCCAGCAACAAGUAAAGUGUAUAGAACAGUGUCAAAAUACUUCAAAGCUUUGCAAUGUUUAGUAAAAUGACUGCUAACGGAAAAGAGAGACUGCACUGGUGAUAAAUGAGAGCGCAAGCAUGCAGACAAUGACUGCCAAUAGCACUGAAAUCCUGAUAGGACCCAGUGUUUAAUUUUAGUAGGUCGCUGUUAAAUAAACAGCAGAACCAAAUGGAGCAAGACUGUGGCCUCCAGUCCUCAUCACAGCUAUGACUUACAAACUUACAGAGACUUUAUAAGCCUGGCUCACCUAGAAGAGAGAGAGAGAGGAGAGGAAAGCAUUUGAUUUUCUUGGUAUUUUAUUUUUGUGUAUGUCACUGUCAAAGCAAUCGUCCAGAUGUUUUGAGAACAUUUUAAUAUUGCUUUAAAUACACUACCAUUCAAAAGACUGGUUGUUGAGGUUGAGAAGAUUUUUUUAUAUUUUUGAAAGAAGCCUCUUAUGCUCACCAAUGCUGCAUUUAUUUAAUUAAAAAUGCAGUAAAACAGUAAAAUGUGAAAUAUUAGUUAUAACUUAUAUACAACUUUUAUUAACAUUUGAAAUAAAAGCUCCAUAUUUUAAUGUGUUUUAAAAAACACAAAGUAGUAUUACUCCUGUUUUCAGUGUCACAUGAUCCUUCAGAAAUCAUUCUGUAUGCUUAUGUUGUAAUUUUGUUAUUUUCUGCUUAAUCUUUUUUUUUUUUUUCUUAAAACCUAUAUAUAUUAUUUUCAGAAUUCUUUGAUGAUUAGGAAGGUCAACAGAAUACAAUUAAUUUGAAAAAUAUAUAUAUAUAUAGUAGAAAUUAGGGCUGCAAGAUUAUGACAAAAGUCAUAAUUGUCAAUUAUUCCCUUGAAAUUGUAAUUGCCAUUAUUAAUUACGAUUAUUACAAUUUACAUUGAAUGAUGUUUAUACCAUUGUUUGAUGAAACUGCAUGCCAUAUUUUUAUUUAAAAAUAACAAAAAAAACUCUGUGCUUUUCUAUAGUAUUAAGCCUCAAAUAUGAAUGGUAUUAUCAUGUUAUACUAAAACAAAAACAAUGGGAAAAACCCUUAAGAUAACAUUUAGAAAUAAUAAUAAUAAAAAAAAACAUAUCUUAAGCAUGCAGAAUAACAUAAGUGGACUUUGAACGAGUAAUUGCCACUUUAAACGAUUACGUAAUUGUGCCCUCCAUAAUUGUGCAGCUCUAGUAGAAAUGUCACUUUUUCAAUGUAAUGCAUCCCUGCUUAAUAAAAAUAUGAUUAUUAUUAUUUUUUUUUCAAAUCUAAAAAUCUUAAUCACCCCAAAUGUUUGAAUGGUAGUGUAAGUAUCUGACAGCUGAGGUCAGUUCUGAGUGAAUGUUUGACCUAUGUUUGAUAUUUUGUUUGUCACAUCUGCUUUAGUAAGAACUACACAGUCAGUUCUGUUUGAUAAAUAUAUGACACACAUACUUCAAUCCACUUUGGAUUCUUUGCUUAUAACCUGAUAAACAUGUGAAUAGGUGUAAACUGUGUACGAAAUGUACCAACUGGUACUUGUGUAAUGUCCAUAUGUUGAUGUGUAGCAUUAAGCGCUUUCUUCUAGGAAAGCACACAGUGAUGUCUUUAUCUUGUGUGUUGGUUCAGCCGCACUGUUUGUACAUAGAGUCUGUCCUUAUCACUGCAUGAGACUUUUCACACCUGUUGUGCACUUCAAAGAACCCACUCAAGGCUGCUUCUGACAUCUGGGCUAUUUUCACCAGGACACGUAGUCAUUUUGUUUGUAAUAUUUGUAUAUGCCAAACUCACAUUUUGUUUUCAUUGAGAUGAAGUUGACAGCAUAUUCAUAAAAUGUUGUAUAGGAUGUUGUAGCCUAAUGCUGUUGAGAUGACGCACGUCCAAAUGCUCUCUAACACUGACUGUAUGUCUGUAAUAAUACUGACAUUGACACAUUAAACUGUGUAAAGUCUGAA
Messenger RNA from Carassius gibelio (silver crucian carp), 3753 nucleotides. RefSeq names its product cholecystokinin A receptor (gene cckar). The record is from RefSeq and is a predicted model, not a curated record. Gene Ontology annotation, cellular component: membrane. Gene Ontology annotation, biological process: neuropeptide signaling pathway. Lineage: Eukaryota; Metazoa; Chordata; Actinopteri; Cypriniformes; Cyprinidae. Gene Ontology annotation, molecular function: neuropeptide receptor activity; gastrin receptor activity. Bases 430 to 1773 code for a protein of 447 amino acids. The transcript is spliced from 5 exons.